AUGGGAGCAGGACAAUCUAUCGCUUGUGCUAUGCCAGCCGACUACACCAUGUCUAGCGAGAAGACGGUGGCACCCAGUGCGGCGGAAAUUGAGCGUUAUGUGACGAAGGUCCGUCAAGGGGUUGAGGACAGCAUCGAAAGUUUCCACGCUAGAUACCAGCGGUAUUUGAGUUCGUUUGAGCCUGACGUCGAGGUGUUGAAGAAGUGUACGGCUGACUUGGUGGCUGAGUUGCAUAGUGGAUUAGAGUUGCACAAAGAAAGUCCGUCGGGUACGGUGGAUGCUUCUAAAUGUUGUUUGAAGAUGCUGGAUGCGUACGUACCACAGGCUCCAAGUGGGGAUGAGAAGGGUGUGUUUUACGCGUUGGAUUUCGGCGGUUCAAAUUUCCGUGCGUUGCGUUGUGCAAUGGAAGGGGGUAGAAUUCAGAUGACGGCGAAGAAAGCAUCAUUGCUGGAUUACGAGUGUGAAUUGCCCAAGGGUUUGUUGGAUCCCAAGGCAACGGCGACAAUGAUGUUCGAUUACUUCGCAACCAUUUGCCGUUCGUUUAUGGAAGAGAACGGAGACGUGGAGGCGAAGUCUGGUUUCCAAUGUGGUUUUACAUUCUCCUAUCCGUGUUCUCUACGUUCGUUGAGGAUUGGCGAGUUGGUCACUUGGACCAAGGGCUUCGAGACAGGCCGUGCGACUCGCGACCCAGUGGAGGGCAACGACGUAGGCAUGUUAAUGAACCAGGCCUUCCGUCGUCACGGCGUGCCUCUGACCAUCAAUUGCAUUGCCAAUGACACCGUCGGCACACUGUUGUCCAGCGCCUAUGUGCUGGAACCCUCAGCUCCGCCCUGCAUGAUCGGAGUCAUACUUGGAACCGGCAUGAAUGCCGCCUAUGUGGACGAACGCGCGGUUGAGCACGGCUACCAAGGUCCUCUGAUCAACAUCGAGGCGGGCAAUUACAACAAGUCGCUCCCGCGCACGAAUAUUGAUUAUGAAAUCGACUUUGCCGAUACUGGUGCUCGAGGCUACCAACAACUAGAAAAAAUGGUAUCAGGCGCUUAUCUAGGCGAAAUGGUACGACGCAUGGUCGUCAAGGUCUUCCAAUACAAAUGCACUCCACGCAUGUGGCAAGUCGGAUCAUUCUCCGCCGGUGACGCCUCUGUCUGUCUGGGGGACAAGUCAGCCUCUCUAGUCGUCGUUGAUAAAAAAUGCCGCGAACAAUGGGGCUGUGAAUUCAGCAUCGAGGAACUCGGCUGGGUUAAAGACUUGUGCGAAGUCGUCUUCCGCAGAUCCGCCGCACUCGCCGCCGUUUUAGUGGCUGGCAUAGCCAUCAAAACGGGUAAACUUCAGGAAGCCAUCGGUGGCUUGACUGUUGGCAUUGACGGAUCCCUUUGGAAAUGCAAUCCCAAGUACCGUGCUGACCUCAAGACCUACCUCGGACACAUCCUAGGCCAAGAGGAAGCAAACCUCAUCACUCUCGUCAACUCAGACGAUGGCUCCGGGCUGGGAGCCGCUAUCCUCUCCGCUGUCGCAGAUAAGUAG
Messenger RNA from Gregarina niphandrodes, 1524 nucleotides. RefSeq names its product hexokinase. Bases 1 to 1524 code for a protein of 507 amino acids. Gene Ontology annotation, cellular component: mitochondrion; cytosol. Gene Ontology annotation, molecular function: mannokinase activity; D-glucose binding; fructokinase activity. Lineage: Eukaryota; Apicomplexa; Conoidasida; Eugregarinorida; Gregarinidae. The record is from RefSeq and is a predicted model, not a curated record. The transcript is spliced from 2 exons. Gene Ontology annotation, biological process: glycolytic process; glucose 6-phosphate metabolic process; intracellular glucose homeostasis.